UGAAUGUUCAAAUGCCGCCAGUAUAUAUGAAUAUUGUCCAAAUUUGAUUAAUGACAAGGCAAAUCCAAGUUUUCUUCUUCUGCGCCAAUAAGGUAAUGCAAAAUCGCCAUUUUGAUAUCAAUUAAAUCACGUCUUCAUUCAAUGAAGCCUUGGCCUCCACAAGUCGCUGGGCCCACAUUCGCUGACCAAACCAACAUUAAACGUCUUUUAUUGUCUCCUUAAAGCCUGAAACUUCAUCGUUUAACUCUUCACUGUUUUCCUAAACCUCCAAUAGCCACAGCACACCGAUGGCCUUCACCGGGUUCAGCCCGCUUGACGAAAAACUUUUGAUCGAGUAUAUCAAAGCCACACCCACUUUGUCCUCUAAAAUUGGUAACAAGUUUGAUGACUUGAUCAUCAAAGAAGUCGGAGAUGGCAACAUGAAUUUCGUUUACAUAGUUGCCGGCACUUCUGGUUCUCUAGUCAUCAAGCAGGCCCUUGAAUACAUUCGAUGCAUCGGGGAUUCAUGGCCAAUGACAAGAGAGCGAGCAUAUUUUGAGGCCUUGGCAUUGAAAGAGCACGGCCAAAUGUGCCCUGAUCAUGUUCCGGAAGUUUAUCAUUUUGAUCGUACCAUGUCUUUGAUCGGAAUGCGAUACUUGGAGCCUCCGCAUAUUAUCCUGAGGAAAGGACUGACUGCAGGAAUUGAGUAUCCAUUGCUUGCAGAACACAUAUCAGAAUAUAUGGCAAAGACCCUUUUCUGCACGUCUCUUCUGUACCGUUCUACCAUGGAGCAUAAACGUGCUGUUGCUGAAUUUUGUGGGAAUGCAGAGCUAUGCAGGCAUACUGCACGGGUUGUUUUUUCUGACCCUUACAGAGAAUCUCAAUAUAACCAUUGGACUUCUCCUUAUCUUGACCGUGAUGCGGAGGCUGUGAGGGACGAUAAUUCUUUGAAGAUCGAAAUUGCUGAGUUGAAAUCCAAAUUCUGUGAAAGAGCUCAAGCUCUCAUACAUGGGGAUCUCCACACUGGCUCCAUUAUGGUUACUCUUGAUUCAACUCAAGUUAUAGAUCCAGAAUUUGCAUUUUAUGGACCGAUGGCUUUUGAUAUUGGAGCUUUUCUUGGAAACUUGAUUCUGGCUUAUUUUGCUCAAGAUGGACAUGCUAAUCAAGCGAAUGACCGCAAAAGUUAUAAAGAGUGGAUAUUGAGGACAAUUGAAGAGACUUGGACUCUGUUCCACAAUAAGUUCACUACACUUUGGGAUCAAAAUAAGGGUGGUUCUGGUGAGGCAUACCUUCCAGAAAUCUAUAAUAAUCAUGAGAUUCAACAACUUGUCCAACAAAAAUUCAUGAAAGAUCUGUUCCACGACACCCUUGGAUUUGGAGCUGCCAAAAUGAUAAGGAGGAUUGUGGGUGUGGCCCAUGUUGAGGAUUUUGAAUCAAUUAAGGAUGCUAGAAAACGAGCAGCUUGUGAGAAACAAGCUCUUGAAUUUGCAAAACUGCUUCUGAAGGAAAGAAGGAAAUUCCAAGCCAUUGCUGAAGUUGUUUCAGCCAUUACAAUGCUUCAUCUUUAAGAUUUAGAAAAAGUUGAAUAAACCUGUAAUCUUGAUGAACCAAUUGUAUUGAAGCUUUCAUCGCCACAUGGGGAUCACUUUUGAGUAACAACAUGCUCAAGAUCUAAACAAAUAAACCUGUUGCAGUCAGUUAAACUAAUGAAUUGAUACUUGUCAUUGGAGCAAGUGAUGACUCAACAAA
Messenger RNA from Mangifera indica (mango), 1728 nucleotides. Its product is annotated as methylthioribose kinase-like. The record is from RefSeq and is a predicted model, not a curated record. The coding region runs from base 288 to 1547 and encodes 419 amino acids. The transcript is spliced from 6 exons. Gene Ontology annotation, molecular function: S-methyl-5-thioribose kinase activity. Lineage: Eukaryota; Viridiplantae; Streptophyta; Magnoliopsida; Sapindales; Anacardiaceae.